CUUCGCACCGGUCCACAGUGGCAGGUGGAAUGGUGACGAGCAAGUGCUCGUGUUCUGUCUUUACUUGAGAAAUAAACACUUUAUUCGUAUAACGGCGACAUAUCGGGACGGGAUCGCCUCUGAGAGAUUCGUCACAGACAUUCAAUUCUCGAGGUGUAUAAGAUAAAAUCAUCACCAUGUCGACCUCCGCCAUCUACAUUCUAGACGUGAAGGGAAAGGUGCUGAUAUCGAGAAACUACCGUGGUGACAUUGAAACUGGGGUCAUUGAGAAGUUCAUGCCUCUGGUGAUGGAGAGAGAAGAGGAGUGCAAUCUCACGCCGAUUAUCCAAACCCCUGAGUGCACUUACUCGUAUAUAAAGUACAACAAUCUGUACAUUGUAUCUACGACAAGAAAGAACGCUAACAUCUCACUUGUAUUUGUAUUUCUCCACAAAGUGGUCCAAGUAAUGCAGGAGUAUUUCAAAGAGCUCGAGGAAGAGAGCAUUAGAGACAACUUCGUUGUAAUUUACGAGCUCCUUGACGAGCUUUUGGACUUUGGCUACCCCCAGACGACGGACAGUAAAAUUCUGCAGGAGUACAUAACUCAGGAGGGCCACAAGCUUGAGAUACAGCCGAGAAUACCUAUGGCGGUAACCAACGCCGUAUCUUGGAGGUCCGAAGGCAUUAAGUAUCGCAAAAAUGAGGUUUUCCUCGAUGUCAUAGAGUCGGUAAAUCUCUUAGCUAACGCAAACGGGAAUGUUUUGAGUAGCGAGAUAGUCGGGGCGAUUAAAAUGCGAGUUUACCUAUCUGGGAUGCCUGAACUGCGUCUGGGACUAAACGACAAGGUUUUGUUCGAGUCGACAGGUCGUGGAAAGUCCAAGUCCGUUGAGCUGGAGGAUGUCAAGUUCCAUCAGUGCGUCAGGCUUUCGAGAUUCGAGAACGACAGGACCAUUUCGUUCAUACCUCCCGACGGAGAGUUUGAGUUGAUGUCGUACCGGCUCAAUACCCACGUCAAGCCACUUAUUUGGAUCGAGUCUGUAAUAGAGCGUCACGCUCACAGCCGAGUUGAAUACAUGAUCAAGGCUCGCUCGCAAUUCAAGAGAAGAUCGACUGCCAACAAUGUGGAGAUAGUUAUUCCAGUGCCAAACGAUGCCGAUUCGCCAAAAUUCAAGACUACCAUAGGCAGCGUGAAAUAUUCUCCGGAACAGAGCGCGAUCACGUGGUCUAUCAAAUCAUUCCCUGGUGGAAAGGAGUACCUAAUGAGGGCGCAUUUUGGGCUGCCCUCUGUCGUCGGAGAAGAUGUCGAAGGCAAGCCACCGAUCCAGGUCAAAUUUGAGAUUCCAUACUUCACCACUUCUGGUAUUCAAGUCAGAUAUUUGAAAAUCAUUGAAAAGAGUGGGUACCAGGCUCUACCUUGGGUGAGAUACAUAACACAGAACGGAGACUAUCAAUUGAGAACUAAUUGAUUGCAAACCUGGGAGGUAGAAGCCACAAGUAUUCCACUUGCACUCCUGAUCAAAGGAGGAAAAGUUGGGGACGAAAACUAAUUGUAUAUAAUUCGUAAAGCACUGUUUCUCGCUGAGAUAAUUAGUCGGCUAAUUACCCUCCGAGAAGUUAAAUACAUAUAUAGUAUUAAAGUUGAUCAGAGUGACAAAGAAAAAAACUCUUUAAACUUCUGAUCUACUCUGAGCUUUGCUUUCAAUUCAAGCUACUAAAAGUCAGCGUUGAUAUUGUUGUAUUCCAAACUUAUAGUGAAAAUAAAAUGCCCUAUAUAAAUAUAAUAAUAAUAAUAGUAUUAACAAUGAAACACGGAUGUAAUAAAUUUUUAUCUAAAUAAAUGAGUAGCGACCAGUAAACGUCGACUCGUAUACAUGCAUAAAUUUGCGUUAAUAGAAUAGAAAUUUUUUGCCCCCAAAUAAUCCGUGUCCAAUAAAUCGCCGGUGGCGAGAGUUAUCAAACGAGCCGUAUCUUUUUCACCUCGAAUUAAGAUACCGAGUUUAUGGCACUGUUGUACGUAUGUACGUAGCUGAAAGAUACCAACGUUCGCGCAGAGAGCGUAGCGGCGGUCGCGCGAGCGAAUGAAGAACAAAAAAUGCUAAACAAAGGUAAAAAUGUAGAAUCAUACUGGACCUUUUUUAUCGGCAUUACGAGACUCGCAUCCUACUAAAUGGCCCUGGUAUGGAAAUUUCACCAACGUACAUAAAUGCAUAAUAAUGUUAUUAUAUCGUCGGUGGGAAAAACGCGUGGGUUCGCAUUCUACGCGUGUCCGUACACAAUUACAUAAGUUACAUGUAGGUGAGAAACGUGCAAGAUUAAGGCCGUCAGUUAAGCUUAGCUAAUUACUUUAUAGGAAAUAUAAAUUCAGUCACGUUCUGUAACCCUCCACCCUCCCGAACCGGGAAAACGCAAUUUUCAUAACUCUCGGCUAAAAAUGUGUUUACCCUUAAAAUUUUGUUUUCAUGCAUUAUUGACGUUAUUAUAAAUGUUUGAAGUAAUAUAAUACAAUUUUAUUGUUAUAGCGUAAAAAUAUUGACAGUGAGAUAAAUAUUUUCUCUCUAGAUUUUCUUGGACUAUUACAAAAUAAGUUUGACAUUGAUUUUGAAGUUAAACGACGAAGGAAAAUGAAGAUGAGUUUGAGUCAGUAUUGAGAAAACGAAUAAACGUUCUAAUGUCAAACUUUUCAAAACUUAUUGCUCGCGAUAUUAAAAAAUGUAUUAUAAUACGCUGUUUAAUUUCAAGUUAGAAAUAUAUCUUCAUCGAAUUGUUUUGCGACUAAUUGGUUCGGUUCCCCGAAGGACUCCAAUGGGAGAAGUGCCGUACUUGAAAGUAUCAGCUAUUAUAUGAGAAAAAGUUACCGGCGUUUAAAAUGAAUGUAAAAGUUCUUCGGCUGCCUCUGUAAUAUCAAUAAAAGCAGAAGAUUAAGCAGUA
Neodiprion virginianus is the source of this 2907-nucleotide messenger RNA. It is a transcript of the gene AP-1mu, whose product is annotated as AP-1 complex subunit mu-1. Gene Ontology annotation, molecular function: clathrin-cargo adaptor activity. Lineage: Eukaryota; Metazoa; Arthropoda; Insecta; Hymenoptera; Diprionidae. Gene Ontology annotation, biological process: intracellular protein transport; vesicle-mediated transport. The record is from RefSeq and is a predicted model, not a curated record. Bases 177 to 1445 code for a protein of 422 amino acids. Gene Ontology annotation, cellular component: clathrin-coated vesicle; clathrin adaptor complex. The transcript is spliced from 2 exons.